Plasmodium cynomolgi strain B is the source of this 1065-nucleotide messenger RNA. Its product is annotated as reticulocyte-binding protein. Lineage: Eukaryota; Apicomplexa; Aconoidasida; Haemosporida; Plasmodiidae. The transcript has 2 exons. The record is from RefSeq and is a predicted model, not a curated record. Bases 1 to 1065 code for a protein of 354 amino acids.
AUGAGCGAAAGCAAGGGGAGAAUAAAGUUAAAAAUUCAUCUCGGAAAUGAGGUGGAGAAUAAGGAUCAAGCAGUGGCAGGCGAGAAGGGGAAGUCUGUCAAAUCGACUGACUUGAAAAGGAGGAGUGGUCAUGCAGAAGAUGGGUCAGAUGGGAGAGGAGACGAAGGAGAGGACAGUGAACCGCUGCACGAACGAGACGGGGAUAGUUGCAAAGGACGAAAGAAGCACAGGAGAGACCGCCUCGAAGAGAGAAUUACUUCCAUUAUUUCGAAGCUGACCAGAAUAGCCUGCAUUUGUGAGGACAAGAACAAUCACGUCACUGACAGCAACAGUGCCACGCACAGUCGGGAGAAUAGCAACGAGGGCAGCCGUGACCACAGCCGAGAGGAUAGCCGCACACACAGUAAUGAUAACAGCCUUGAUUACAGCCGCGAGUACAGCCGCGAGUAUAGUCGCGGGUACAGCGGCGAUAACAGUGGAAAAUACAGCUUGGAUUACAGCCGAGAGGACAGCCGAGAAGACAGCCACGAGUACAGCCGCGACCACAGCAAAGAAAAUAAAAACGCCCGAAUCUGCAGGAAGCUUACCAAGGAAAUGUACAAGUACGAAAAGAGCCUGAUGAGUCUGAACAACUUUAUUAAUAAUAGGAAGAACAGGCUGGAUGAAAUUAUUUUCCCUAACGGAUUAAUCAAAGCAGUGGAUAAUUAUCAAAAUCCGGACGUUUGGAUUUACAAUUACCUUCUUGUGGAGUGCAAGAAACAGAGCGAUAAGUAUCGUAACUUAAUACAGAAUAUUGCCGCGUUCGAUAGCACCCUCAAAAAUAAAAUUAUGAAUGAAGGGGCUGAUGGGAUCACGAUGCCUGUGUAUGCCUCCGUUGCUGCCAGUAAGCUGGGGGGACUUCCAAAGGGAGGAAAGAACUACUACGAAAAUGUGCACGUGCCGAAGGAGCUCGCAGGGGCUUACUUUGAAGAAUUGAAGAGGCGCAAGACGGGGGUGAGCCAAAGGUGGUGGUCUGGACACGCACCUUCGGAUGCAAUGGUGCUGCUGCUCAGCCUGGCGAAGUGA